AUGGCGACCGCGUCUCACACCCGAUCAAGUCCCUACGGCUGCACCCGAGCGCUGCUUUGUCCGUGUUUCAGCAAUGGCCAACCAAACGAUGCUGCUCUGAUCGAGCCUCCGCGCCGCAUUCCGCUAAGUGAUAGUGCCCAGUAUGCCCAGAAGAAACUACAGUUGGCGUGUGUAUGCUCCCUCUUUUUCAUGGUCGCUGAAGUCGUUGGUGGUUUCCUGGCCGGCAGUCUUGCAAUUAUGGCGGACGCCGCUCACUUGCUGUCUGAUGUGGCGGCAUUUUGCAUCUCACUAUUUGCUAUCUGGACGAGCACACGCCCUCCAACCAACCGAUUGAGUUUCGGUUUCCAACGCACGGAAGUUAUCGGUGCUGUUACGAGUGUACUGGUGCUUUGGGCUCUAACGGGUGUCUUGGUCUAUGCGGUGGUAAAUCGGUUUAUCGAGUGUUUGGAGCCAAAUCCGCCUGAACACGUUGAUGGCAAGUUGAUGUUUAUCGUGGCCUGUAUCGGACUACUGGUAAACCUGGUGCUGAUGCAAAUCCUGGGUCAUGGCCAUUCUCAUGGGGGCGGUGCUCAUGGUCAUUCGCACAACGGGGUUGGUAGUCAUGGACAUUCACAUGGAGGUGGGCACACACACGUACACGGUCAUACUGAUCAAGAACGUGGUUUUGUAGAUACUCACAGUGGAGUCGACAUCCAGGGCCACUCGCAUGGUGGGGAGUUGCUGGAUGAUGAUCACGAAGACCACCACCGAUACAGUGAAAAUGAAGGGAUCUAUCACAGACUAUCACCUCGAAAGCACGGUCACACGCAUCGAGAAAGAAAUUCUCACGGGCAUGGACAUGAGCAACGAAAACACUCGUUCGGUGGAGAUCUGGAGGUUGCUCAAUUGGAUGGAGCUGAAAAGCCGACGACAAAAAUGAAUAUGGAAAAUCUCAAUAUCCGGUCAGCAUAUAUUCAUGCCUUGGGCGACUUUAUUCAAAGUAUCGGCGUUUGUAUCGCAGGUGGGCUCAUUUGGCUUAAACCGGAAUGGCAGAUUGCCAACCCGAUCGCGACGUUUAUCUUCUCGGCACUGGUAUUGUUUACAACGGUCGGAAUCGUUCGUGACAGCCUCCACAUUCUGAUGGAGGGAAACCCUGAAGGUAUCAACACCGAAGACAUCGAGUUCGGACUCCGAGCAUGUUCGUCGGUGGUAGGAGCACACGAUCUGCACAUUUGGUCGCUGAGUGCUGGAUUAUCGUCACUGAGUGUGCAUAUCGUCGCGGACGAUGUCGAAGUCGCGCUGCAUGCAACCCAGCGUUAUCUUCUGCCGAAGGGUAUUACGCAUAGCACCAUCCAGACUGAGAAGACGUCAUCGUUAUACCCUCGCAAUUGCACUUCCGAUCUGAAGUGUGGUCAGGUUUUGGUAGCGGCAGCGCAAACCUUGGGCUAA
This is a messenger RNA of Phytophthora nicotianae INRA-310, 1428 nucleotides long. RefSeq lists its product as hypothetical. The transcript has a single exon. Lineage: Eukaryota; Oomycota; Peronosporomycetes; Peronosporales; Peronosporaceae. Gene Ontology annotation, molecular function: zinc ion transmembrane transporter activity. Gene Ontology annotation, cellular component: plasma membrane. Gene Ontology annotation, biological process: zinc ion transmembrane transport. The coding region runs from base 1 to 1428 and encodes 475 amino acids. The record is from RefSeq and is a predicted model, not a curated record.